ACAUGUAAAUUACACUUCUAACCCGAUGGUUACUAUGGUAAGGCUCCGGAUAGCAUAACAACACUUAUAGUGUUGUUAGAGUAACAACAGGGGUAAAAACGGAAACUCAAAAAAGUAAUAAAUUAAAAAUUAAAUGAGUCAUUACCCCACCCGUACCCUUCUCUCUCCCCACUCGAUUCUUCUCCCCUCCGGCGCAUCUCCCAGAUUUUCGGCCGACGACGAGCACAGAGACUUCCACUACGCUGACUCCGCCGCGCUGCUAGACCCGCCGCCGGCGACGCCAAAUGGCAUACUACUAUCAGGAUCCCGCCAUCAGAGUCGUUAUAAUAUUUAUUCAGAUCUCACCUUCUUCCGCACAGGCUCGUCAGAUGCAGAUUGACAGCCACCGGCGCCUCCUUUUCGUCCUCCGCCGCAACUCGUCGGAUCUCAUCGUACGACCGUUGAGGAGUCCUGGUGGCAGUCAUACUGAUGCACAACCACCAGCAAAGCGGAUCCAGAAAUCCGGAUCUGGAUUUCAUAUAUGGUGGUCGGGAUAUUGAAGAGGAUCUCGAAUUCAGAAUCCGACGACCCUGACUGCCGAGCUGAAGGAGAUGGCGAGGGCUUUUUCUCUACAUGAACAUUAAUCAAGCGCACAUGAAGCUAAAGAUCGCUAGAGCUUCUCAGUGAGGAAGAUCCGACAAGUGAAGGCUCGAGUUUUGCCAGAAUCGCCGCGGGAAUGUUUCUCUUGACUUCUCCUUUCCCAUCCAAUUCUCUUGUGAAAAUUUUGCCAUCGAAAGCUCUAGCGAUCCAUACUACAAAUCGUUGUUUGCUGUUUGCUCUCUGGAGAAGUGAUUGGUUGGCUGCCUUGUUCCUUAUCUUUGUUGCUUAUGGCCAACGUUUCAAGUGCAUUAGUGGAUAGUGUGAUUACAGUAGCUUUUUUCCUGAUAUGAUUUCACAUUUACUUUUAAGUGAUACGAAAUCAUGAGCUGCUUAGCUCGCUUUGGUCACUUGACAUUUGACACUCAAGUAUUGAACAUCUCAUAUGAAAUGCCUCUUGGUACAGUCUGCAUCAUUUCUUUUGAACCUAACCAAUUUGCAUGGACUUCCUUUCAGGCUCGGGUGCACGAUGAGAGCUUAAGAUAUGCAUUACCAGACCAAGCUGUUGUGUCUCUGGCAGCAAAUGUUCCUACGAAUCUGACCAAACUCUCUCAGCUUAUUGCUCAAGUUGAUCAUGAUGCUGAUCCUGUGAAUCCCAAUUGUUUUCUUCCUCCUCUGUCACUUGUGGUCACGAGUCAUUUGGAUGAUUUAUUUUGCUUAAUUCAAGAGAAAGAAAGCAAUGGUCACGAGUCAUUUGGAUGAGAGAUCUAACAAAAAUUCACUGUUUCUACCUUUUCAGAUUUCGGGUUUUAGUGCUGGUGUAAAUGUAUUACCAUUUCAUAAUGGCAGACUGGCAGUGAUUGAGUUGAUGAUGUUGAUGAAGGAGAUGGAAACCAUGUGUUAUGUUUCACUAAUUUGUGGGGGAAAUAAAAUUAACUCAACGAGACUGCUUCUGUAUCACUGAAAGAGAGACCGAGGCAUUUUGAUAAAUCCAAUAAAAAUACUAUAAAACA
Molecule: messenger RNA, 1589 nt
Organism: Linum trigynum
Lineage: Eukaryota; Viridiplantae; Streptophyta; Magnoliopsida; Malpighiales; Linaceae
Source: the annotation of a GenBank genome assembly